Zerene cesonia (dogface butterfly) is the source of this 899-nucleotide messenger RNA. RefSeq lists its product as uncharacterized. Bases 29 to 847 code for a protein of 272 amino acids. Lineage: Eukaryota; Metazoa; Arthropoda; Insecta; Lepidoptera; Pieridae. The record is from RefSeq and is a predicted model, not a curated record. The transcript is spliced from 4 exons.
GUGUUUCAAAGGUUGUCAAUAUCUCAAGAUGUCACAACGUCUCAACGAAAUGAAAUGGUUUUGGUGUUUCCUUGUAUUUUAUUCUGGAUCUGCAUGGAACCCCGUCAAAGCUGCUCCGAAUCCUCAAAACAGACCAAGUACUAUUGAAUCUCAAGCAAAAUUUUUCCAGGACUUUUUCUCAGUACAGUUGAGCCCAUACAAGAUAGAGUUUGGUCAUGUUUGCGAAGAUCCGAACACGUGGGAGCAACGUUACGAGAGGAAAGAUUAUAAAAACCACAGGGACAUGGGAAAAGUUCGUUGGGGCGACAAGAAAGGAGGAUAUGGAGAACAUUAUUGGGAUCUAAAUCACGCAGGUCACACAGACGACCAUGAUAAUGGUGAUUACGAUUCUGAUGGUCAAUAUAACCAUGACACGUAUGAUGAACCCAGUGAACUAUCGCCUUCAUAUGAAUCUAGUGAAAAACAAACAUACGACGAAAGUGAACGUAUAAAGAGGGCUGAUUUUGAAAAAGCGCGAAAAGAAAUAGAAACACCGAGAGGUCAAUAUGAUCAAGCACAUUACGCUAAUGAAAACGGCGGAGAAUUUAGUAAAAAACAAAAGAAACCAAGGGAGAAACACCACAUAGUGUUAGUGGUAAACCAAAGAGAAAGAGAGCCUAAUAGACAAAAGGAUAUGAAGCAGUUCGUGCCCUACGAGAGUCGUUUAGGAGUUAGACGUCAUCAAAAUCUAGAAAGUUCCGUAGCUGCAUCAGCUCCAAGGCUUUUCUUUGAAUCGUCCACGGGUCAUGUAAUAGAUAGAACUACUGGUCAAGCGUAUAUGUUACAGCCAGUUAUCAUUAAUCAUUAGAGAUAAUUAAAAACAUUAUUUAUGAAACGUAAUUUUAUGUUCUGUUAAGUGU